Molecule: messenger RNA, 1581 nt
Organism: Lotus japonicus
Lineage: Eukaryota; Viridiplantae; Streptophyta; Magnoliopsida; Fabales; Fabaceae
Exons: 2
Coding region: 1-1581 (526 amino acids)
Source: RefSeq, a predicted model, not a curated record
AUGAUUGAGGAUUUGUUUCUCUCUUCUACUUGGUUGUUACGCAACUUGGAAGAUUGCAUUUGUUCUUCCGCCCAAGCUAACCCUAGUGAAGACAUUGAAGCUCAGAUUGAAGAUCUAGUGUUUUUAGGUUGGAAACAUCCCACUAAGGCGCAAGGUGAGGGAAGUACCUUAAAUGCUGCAGAGAAACUUGAGGAAGAAUGGACAAAGGAUGAAGAUGAAGCUGCUCUGGGAAACUCUAAAGCACUGAAUGCUAUCUUUAAUGGACUUGACAAGAACAUGUUCAGGCUGAUCAACACAUGCAUUGUGGCAAAGGAUGCCUGGGAUAUUUUGAAGACUGCACAUGAAGGCACCACCAGAGUGAGAAUGUCAAGGCUCCAGAUGCUUACUACUCAGUUUGAGAACUUAAUGAUGACUGAGGAUGAGACUAUUUCUGAAUUUCACAAGUGUGUGCGUGACUUGUCAAAUGCUUCGUUUGCUCUGGGAGAACCUAUGUCAGAUGAAAAGCUUGUGAGGAAGAACUUGAGGUCCGUCACCAGCAAAUUUGCUAUGAAAGUCAUUGCUAUUGAAGAAGCUCAAGACAUCAGCAGUAUGAAGGUUGAUGAAUUCAUUGGUUCGUUGCAGACUUAUGAGUUGAAAUUGGGUGAUAAACCUGAGAAGAAGAGCAAAAGCAUAGCCUUUGUAUCCAACACUGAUGAAGGACAUGAUGCUGACUGUGAAAGUGAGAACCCAUAUGAAUCGCUGGCUCUUCUUGCUAGAAAAUUCAAUAGAGCCCUGAGGAAGAUUGAUAGAAGAAACAGGUCAAAUGUCCAGGACAUUAAGCCAUUUAAUUCUCAGCGAAAGACCAAAGAGGAAGAGAAAUCUGGUCAGAGUAAAGAAGAUGAAAUAGAGCAACUCAAGUCAGAAAAUGAAAAACUGAGAGAAGCUAUUGACAAGCUGCAGGAUGAUCUUGAUGAAUGGAAUACAAAGCUUAAAGAUGUUGACACUGUGGAAAAGCCUAAACUGAUGUUGAUCAAUGAUGAACUUCAAGAAAAAGUGUCCAUACUGACAAACAAACUUGAAGCUACCCAUAAAUCAGUGCGUAUGCGGAAUAGUGGAUCUAUCAUGCUUGAUGAGAUACUGAAGGAAACAAGGAAACAAGGAAGAAGCUUGAAAGGUAUUGGCUUUAACUACAAGACUGCUAACAAGGAAAAUCAGAAGGGGCCAAAGAAAUUUGUUGGGGCUAAAACCAAAUCUGAAUUCAAGAACCCCACCAACUAUCUGAUGUUGGACCCGAUGUCCCAACAUGGGGGUUCUCAGCUGAAGAAUUAUACACCUACUCCUUGGAGAUGUCAUUACUGUGGAAGGAAUGGCCACAUAAAGCCUUAUUGCUUCAAGCUUUAUGGUUAUCCUCAGACUCAGAACAUAGUUAAAGCCUUAAAGGGAAAACAAAAAAGGAAGACUUGGAAGCCCAAAGGUAAAGUCACAUGCCUCAUAGCUCACACAUCUUUCAGAGCUUCUUCAAGUGAAGAUUGGUAUUUUGACAGUGGUUGCUCAAGACAUAUGACUGGAAACAAGGAAUAUCUGGAAAAUCUCAAAGGAUAA